Daldinia caldariorum is the source of this 2019-nucleotide messenger RNA. Its product is annotated as MFS general substrate transporter. The record is from RefSeq and is a predicted model, not a curated record. Gene Ontology annotation, molecular function: transmembrane transporter activity. Gene Ontology annotation, biological process: transmembrane transport. The transcript is spliced from 7 exons. Bases 110 to 1801 code for a protein of 563 amino acids. Gene Ontology annotation, cellular component: membrane. Lineage: Eukaryota; Fungi; Ascomycota; Sordariomycetes; Xylariales; Hypoxylaceae.
CUUACACCUAAUCCCAUACUAGGCAUAUAUAAUGUACUAUCUAGAUAUCUUGAGGGCUUUCCAGAUAUGAUCGACCAAAGCGACCAUCUCAAGCGGACAUUGCGUCACGAUGGCAACUAUUCUCGUCCAAAACAUCAGCGACAAGAAGACAGCUACAGAGUCAACUAUCUCACUUGAUAGUGAUGGCGUACCGCCAUUAGGAGCUCCGAAGCAGGAGAAGCGUUUUUGGUUCCAACGUACAAAGGACUUCGAUAUCAACGCGAUUGCGACGCAGCCAAGUGUAUUUGAUGAUCCUCAGACGGCGGAAAAAUACCAACCCCGCGAUGACUGGGAGAACUUGCACCGGUUCGAUCCCAAGGCGCGAUGGAAAUGGGCGGAGGAAUAUGCCAUCGUCCGGAAGAUAGACUGGAGAAUUAUGAUCUGGGCAUGUGUCAUGUUCAUGGCACUCGAGCUGGACAGGGCGAACCUAGCACAAGCUCUCACAGACAACUUCCUUAAUGAUCUUCACUUUUCUACAAACGAUUACAAUCUCGGAAACACGGUGUUCAAGUUAUCUUUUCUCUGCGCGGAAUUACCCUCGCAACUUGUGUCGAAGUGGAUGGGACCCGACCGAUGGAUUCCAAGCCAAAUGGUGCUGUGGUCUAUCGUAGCUGGCGGUCAGUUUUGGCUUUCGGGUCGGAGCUCGUUCUUGGCUACGCGAGCUUUGCUAGGAAUACUUCAAGGCGGAUUUAUCCCUGAUGUUAUCUUAUACUUAUCGUACUUCUACAAGCAUCAUGAACUUACCAUCCGGCUCGGAUUCUUUUGGACUAUGAUGAGCGUCGCUGAUAUCCUCUCUGCGCUCAUCGGUGCUGGCCUGCUGAAGAUGCGAGGAGUCCUCGGGUACGCUGGCUGGCGCUGGCUUUUCUUACUGGAAGCCUUAAUAACCCUGAUUGUUGGGUUAUUCUCAUUUGUCCUGAUGCCGGCCGGCCCCUGUCAGACUGCUAGCUGGUUCAGAGGGAAGAAUGGUUGGUUCACGCCACGGGAGGAGACUAUAAUCGUCAACCGAGUCCUACGGGAAGACCCAAGUAAGAGCGGCAUGCACAAUCGCCAACCGAUCACACCGAAGCUGUUAUGGAAAUGUCUUAAAGAUUUUGACCUUUGGCCACUAUACAUCAUCGGGUUUACUUUCCAGAUCCCCGCUGUUCCGGAGCAGCAGUACCUAACCCUGUCCUUACGACAAAUGAAUUUCGAUACCUUCUCGUCAAACCUCCUGUCUAUUCCAAAUACGGUAAUCCACAUCUUCACGAUGCUUGCAAACACGUACGCGGCCGAAAUAUUCGGCAACCUCACCCUUGUUGCAGUGGUCGGGCAAUUCUGGAUUCUGCCGUUCUUAAUAUAUCUGAAUGUGGCCGACACGUCGAGUGCUAGCAGAUGGGUCAUCUGGACCGUGACAACUCUCCUGCUUUCAUAUCCAAAUGCCCAUGCCAUCCAAGUCGCCUGGAACUCGAGAAACUCAAACACCGUGCGAUCCCGCACAGUCUCAGCCGCAUGCUACAACAUGUUCUGCCAAGCCGGCGGCAUCAUAGCAUCGAACAUCUACCGAGCAGACGACGCGCCCCUCUACCGACGCGGCAACAGGCAGCUCAUAGGCAUCCUUGUGGGAAACAUCGGGAUCUACGGUCUGACCAAGGUCUACUACGUCCUCCGAAAUAGGUACAGGGACCGGAAGUGGAACGCGAUGACUGCCGAGGAAAAAUUGGACUAUCUCUCGACGACAACUGACGAGGGAAAUAAGCGCUUGGAUUUCCGGUUCGCGCACUGAUAUAAUACUGGUAACUAGGCGUUCGUACUCUACUAGAUAGGUAUGUAGGUAUCUACCUCUGUCUAAGUGUCAGGGGUUUACGGGCUAUGUAUAUCAAGGGGAGUCAGAUCCGUUGUUAGAGAAUAGAAUAUCCGGGGGUAUCAGUUCAACAUAUAACAUCCGUCAAGGGGAUAAGCCUUCUGAUGCUUAUUUCUCUAAGGCCACCGCUUCAAUGUAAC